Messenger RNA from Rubroshorea leprosula, 1063 nucleotides. The record is from the annotation of a GenBank genome assembly. NCBI's taxonomy places the organism in Eukaryota, Viridiplantae, Streptophyta, Magnoliopsida, Malvales, Dipterocarpaceae.
AGAUCUCCUUUCCCAUUCUUUCCCUGUACACAAACCCUCAGCCUAGAAAAAUAGUUAAUCUCUCAUCGAUUUUCCUUAAAUCUUUCAUCAAUCAUGGCUCUUUUAGUGUUUUUAGUGCUUUUCAUGGCCAUGACUGGCCAUUCAACUGCUACCUAUUGCUUGUGCAAAGAUGGACAGAGUGAUGCAGUUUUGCAGAAGACUCUAGAUUAUGCCUGUGGCGCUGGGGCUGAUUGCACUGCCAUCCUUCAAAAUGGUGCCUGUUACCAACCCAACACUGUUAAGGCUCACUGUGACUAUGCUGCCAAUAGCUAUUUUCAAAGGAAAGGUCAGGUUUCUGGUAGCUGUGAUUUCGGCGGAGCUGCCACUCAAAGUGUUAAUCCCCCUACCACCGUUGUUGCUGGGUGUUCUUUUCCCUCAAGUCCCAGCAACACUGGGACAAGUACCUCAACACCAACCAACACCACACCGACAGCCGGAACCCCAACCACGGGAACAACCACUGGGACCACCACGGGCACAACCACCGGAACCAACCCUGUAUUCGGCGGCACAACUCUUGCUCCAACAGGGACAACCACCGGCCUUGGCGACUCCAGUGAUGCCGUGCCUCUUUUGAGAUUCAAAAGCAUCUACUUUUUCUUCUCCUUUAUGAUGAUGAGCCUUUUCUUGAUGUGGGGCUGAGAGCGCACACAAAGGGUUGAAAAAGGAGGUGGGUGGGGUUUGAUGUGCGGAUGAGAUUUUGCCAAUACCGGAUGUGAAACAAUGAGUCCUACCCCGCAAUGGCUGUUUUGUUUUGUUGCUUCUUUUCUCCUCCACCUAAUGUGAAAAAGUUAGGAAUUUGAUUCCCUUUUGAGUGGCGCUAGGACUGCUAUUGAGUUGUAGUUGUAAUUGAACCGAUCACUUCCCUCUUAGAUUUAUGCUUAUGUGUAUAUCUAGGAAGAGCAGUCUACUCCUUUCUUUUUUAUAUGUAUAAUUUUUAGCGAAAAUUUAUCAUCCUGUCAUAUCUACUCUAUCACAUUCCAGAAUCAUUUUCUUUUACUGCUGAUAAAAAAAAUGUGGGAGA